Messenger RNA from Siniperca chuatsi (mandarin fish), 1981 nucleotides. RefSeq names its product transcription factor jun-D-like. The coding region runs from base 288 to 1223 and encodes 311 amino acids. Gene Ontology annotation, molecular function: DNA-binding transcription factor activity, RNA polymerase II-specific; transcription factor binding; RNA polymerase II cis-regulatory region sequence-specific DNA binding. The record is from RefSeq and is a predicted model, not a curated record. The transcript has a single exon. NCBI's taxonomy places the organism in Eukaryota, Metazoa, Chordata, Actinopteri, Centrarchiformes, Sinipercidae. Gene Ontology annotation, biological process: regulation of cell population proliferation; regulation of cell cycle; regulation of transcription by RNA polymerase II. Gene Ontology annotation, cellular component: transcription regulator complex.
ACAUAAUGGAAUUUUUAGGGCUAGAAAGCGAGCGAGGUCUGGCGCUGCGCAUAGCAGUCGUGCCAUCGGGAAAAGACAAUAUCGUCCGCGCGCAGGAGAGACACUCCAGAGCCCCUCAGGCACAACAGCUCAAGUGGUCAACUGAUAGAGUGACUGAUACACAAGAAGGGGGAAAGGAAACAGGAUCACAUAGAAAUAAGGAUCAGCUGAUUUCCUCAUGUUUGGAUUUGACUGUUCAACAAUCGUAAAUGCGUAACGCUCAACACUCCCUCAUGUGAGGGUGUAGAAUGGAAACAACCCUCUACCCAGGCACCGUGGUGAAUACUCCGAGGGUCUCCAGCAUCUACUCCCAGAGCACGAUGAUGAAGAAGGAAAUUAAUCUGAACCUGGACGACCAGAACUCCGAGCUCAAAUCAAACCCGCUACGGGACACAGACGGACUUCUCAACUCCCCAGACUUGGGACUCUUGAAACUAACCUCCCCGGACCUGGAGCGCCUUAUUAUCCAGUCAAACGGUCUGGUCACCACCACCAACCCGGCCUCCCAUUUCCUAUACCCGAAGUCAGCCAGUGACGAGCAGGAGUUCGCUGAAGGUUUUGUCAAGGCACUGGAGGAUCUUCACAAGCAGAAUCAGCUGAGCGAGGCGGGGUGCGUCUCCGUGGAUAGACUGGAGCUACUCGGAUCAUCCAACGCAGUCGGGUCCGUCGGGCUUCAGACAUCAGACCUCCCUGUAUACACUACUUUGAACGGCUAUGCGGCCAGUCCGCUCGGAGCCACCUCCAUCAACUACUCCACGGACACCAUCCCCUUCCCACCGCCUCCGUCUCAUCUUGCCAGCGCGCAGCAACAGGCGGCCGCUGCCGCCGCUCUGUCACGACUCCAGUCUACCGGUUUGGUGAAGGACGAGCCUCAGACGGUACCAGACAUGCAGAGCUUCGGGGACAGCCCCCCUCUGUCUCCUAUCGACAUGGACAACCAGGAGCGCAUCAAGGCGGAGAGGAAAAAGCUGCGGAACAGGAUAGCCGCUUCCAAAUGCCGCAAAAGAAAACUGGAGAGGAUCUCUCGGCUGGAGGACAAGGUCAAGAGCCUGAAAACGCAGAACACCGAGCUGGCCUCCACAGCCAGCGUCCUCAGGGAGCAAGUGGCCCAGCUGAAGCAGAAGGUGAUGAACCAUGUCAGCAGCGGAUGCCAGCUUUUGCCAAACCAGGUCCAGGCUUACUAAAUCCCAGUAAUGGUGCUCUUCGUGGAUUUUUUUAAACAGGUCUAAAUAUGCUCUGAGGAUACAGGCCUGUAUUAUGAGGAACAUUUGCCUUUUGUAACCUAGAAUCCUUAUCAGAGACUUGAUGUGAGGCCAUUGUAAAUGCACCCUCCAGAUAAAGCCUGUAACUGAGAAACUGCACUGCACUGUGUAGAGAUGAACUGGCCUUGAUGAGAGCUGCAAGUGUACUGGGAAAUGACCAGUUAACCAGCAGCAGGUAUGGACUCUCCUGAUUCAUGAAAGGCUGGCAGUGUUGUGCAGCAAACAGACUUAUUUUGUUGCCCUAAUUUUUGGGAAGCCAUGUAGCAAACUGCUAUCCAGUGGACUGGUGUAGCAUUUAUUUGUGUGUAAGCUGUACAAUCUCAUCAAGAGUGCAACCAAACACCAGGGUGUCACCAAGUGCUGUCAUCCACCGUGUAAUAUAAUGCCUUACUUGUUUACAAGCACUUAGCAAUGACAAAUAUAUAUUUUAUUUACUGAAACAUUUCUUAUUUUACAUAUGGUCUUACUUCUUUUUUUUUUUUUUGCAAAAAUGAACACUGCAUGUCUUGUCGCUUUUGUGUACAGUAACCAUUGUAUUUUUCGUUGUGGUGGCUGCUGUGUAGUUCUUCAGUCGCCACUUCCAUGAAUGUAUGUGUAAGUGCUGAGAAACUCUAUGUAUCCAUGUGUAAUGGACUUUAAAGUCUCUACCUGACAUUUAUUAAAUUCACUACAUUACUAAA